CCCGGGUGUUGGCUGGGGACUCAGUGCCGGCCUUCUGGAGCCUGGUUGGGGUUCUGUCUGCGGAGUUGUGGGAUCAGUGGCGGGGAAGAAUGGUUUCUGGGGGCAGAUAACAGAGCUUCGUCUUGUUUCUCUCGGUUGAUUUCGAAUCCUCUGCUCUUCGACCCCCGCAGGGAAACCAUGCCGAAACCCCGGAAGAGGCUCAGCGGGGCUGCGGGGCCAGACAAUAAGGGGCCAGCAGGAAAACGUACCAAGACUAAGAACCCAGCAGGGGCAUUAGCUGCAAUGGGUAACUCCAGCCCUGAGAAGACUUCAGCCUCUAAAAACUGUGGGAAGAAUCUAAGCAGUUACUGGCUGAUGAAGUCCGAGCCAGAAAGCCGACUAGAGAAAGGUGUCGAUGUGAAGUUCAGCAUUGAGGAUCUUAAAGCAGAGCCCAAGCAGACAGCAUGCUGGGAUGGUGUUCGCAACUACCAGGCCCGGAACUUCCUUCGAGCCAUGAAGCUGGAGCAAGAAGCCUUCUUCUACCAUAGCAACUGCAAAGAGCCAGGCAUCGCAGGACUUGUGAAGAUUGUGAAGGAGGCUUACCCAGACCACACACAGUUUGAGAAAAACAGUCCCUAUUAUGACCCAUCCAGCAAAGAAGACAACCCUAAAUGGUCCAUGGUGGAUGUACAGUUUGUUCGGAUGAUGAAGCGUUACAUUACCCUGGCUGAGCUCAAAACCCAUCACCAAGCUCACAAAACCACUGGAGGCCCCUUAAAAGAUAUGGCUCUUUUCACUCGCCAGAGACUCUCAGUUCAACCCCUGACCCCAGAGAAAAUGACAAGUGGCUCUACUUGUAUAGCUGGUGAAAAAAUGGCACCUACAGAGUCAGAAGAGCUCAGUCCUAUCCCCCUAAGGACCUGGCAUGGUGACACUUAAGAAUCUGCUGUCAUUGUCCCUACCUUCUCCACGGAACACACAUGUGAGAAUAAACUGAAUAGAACCUUGGCAUAACCAAGCACUUCUAAAGGAAAAAGUACAUUCUUCCUGAUCAGCAGCUGCAGGGCCAGAAGAACAUAAAGAUUGCUACUCCCAAAUAAUCACAGAUUCCCCAAGUAACAAAGCUUUCAACUCCAUUCAUUCCAGAUUUAAUGUCCGCUCUGGGGGUGGAUGGGGGAGUAUUGUUUUCUGUCCCAUUCCCAGUGUGUUCUGUGGCACCUGGUAGUGCUGCCCAAAGUAUCUACCCUUGGUGAAUCAAUUCAGAGAAUGAAUCAUUUUGCCAGAGCUAGAGCUAAGGAACAUAAAUGAUUAUUCUGCAUUAAUCUCUGGCUCCCGAGCAACAAAGAACACCAAUAGGAAAAAGUAGUAAAAUGUUCAAUUUUAUCUGCUAAGCCAGUACUUUUCAAGCUUUUGUUGUUGUUAUUUAAGAGGCAUAACUCUUGAGAUGUAAUCUCCAGUACAAGCUCAGUAUGUAGACGAGGCCAAAGUGGGGCUUUUCUGGGUGAAGGUGGGGAAGGAGCUUGGAGUUCCACAUACCCAGCCCUCCUUUUCCUCUUUAUUGGGAUCCACAGUGAGCAAUUAGAGAUGAGAAAUUAUAGGUGAAUAGGAAAUCUUACUUUA
Molecule: messenger RNA, 1599 nt
Organism: Enhydra lutris kenyoni (northern sea otter)
Lineage: Eukaryota; Metazoa; Chordata; Mammalia; Carnivora; Mustelidae
Product: thymocyte nuclear protein 1
Exons: 8
Coding region: 178-918 (246 amino acids)
Cellular component (GO): nucleus
Source: RefSeq, a predicted model, not a curated record